Aedes albopictus (Asian tiger mosquito) is the source of this 920-nucleotide messenger RNA. Its product is annotated as glycogen phosphorylase, muscle form-like. The record is from RefSeq and is a predicted model, not a curated record. Lineage: Eukaryota; Metazoa; Arthropoda; Insecta; Diptera; Culicidae. Gene Ontology annotation, cellular component: cytoplasm. Gene Ontology annotation, biological process: glycogen catabolic process. Gene Ontology annotation, molecular function: pyridoxal phosphate binding; glycogen phosphorylase activity.
AGAACCAAUCGAAAUGGCUCGAAAUGUCGAUCCACAACAUCGCAUCCAGUGGCAAAUUCUCCAGCGAUCGCACAAUCGCCGAAUACGGUCGUGAGAUCUGGGGUAUCGAACCAACGUGGAAUAAGCUGCCCAACCCGUCCGAGGCCCCACACAACAAGUAAAUCACCACACCAAAAAAGUGGUGAAAUGGGCGGAUGGUGUAGUACGAUCGAAACACGUGCAGAAAACAACAGAGGUGUACACACUGCCACCGGAGCAAAAAUCGGUUACUAAUCACACAGCAGAAUGGGAAGAUCAAUAUGCUUACAGCGUUGGCAAAACUAGCGAGACUUUGGGGUUUUAGUUUUCCUAUCAGUGUAUGAUUUGUCUGCGUCAAGAACGGACCCUUCGUCUCUAAACGUUUUACUUAGUGUUAGGAAAGCAAGCAACCAUUUACUCGAAACCGUUUGCUUGAAUUGCAAAAGAUGGAAGAUGUGGGGCGUAGGAAUCAAAUGAAAGAACCUAGCUAAAAGAUAUUUCAAAUUGUUCAAUAAAAAUUGUUAUCGAUGUGUGUCGUUAGCUGUAACUUGCAUGGUUAAAUAAAAAUGAACACAAUACACACACAAAAAAAACAAGCAAAAUCAUCAAAUCAAACAUUUUAAUUAGGGUUCCAUCAAUUAGAUAUUAUGCUUCUUCAUUUAUCUAUGUAGCAUAUAGCAACCACCGGGGGAAAGAGACAAAAGUAAAACAAAUGAUAUUAGAAACUAAUCAAAAUCUAGCCGAUAAACAUGUACAUCCUCAAAAAUCCAGCAAAUGAGGCAAAGCUGAAAAGAAAUUAAAACUGUACUAUUAACAAAGAUUCUGUUGCAAAAUUUGAGCAUCUUAUUGUUAUUAAUAUAUUUCCUUUUAUUUUUAUAUGAAAUAAACUUAUUACCUUGGAA